Polychytrium aggregatum is the source of this 1452-nucleotide messenger RNA. RefSeq lists its product as uncharacterized. The transcript has a single exon. The record is from RefSeq and is a predicted model, not a curated record. Bases 185 to 1357 code for a protein of 390 amino acids. Lineage: Eukaryota; Fungi; Chytridiomycota; Chytridiomycetes; Polychytriales.
CGGUGGGGGAAGGAAAGGAAAAGAAGUAGAGGAAUUCGAUUAGAAAGCGUCGCAACCUCAGAGAGCAAGAGAAAGAAACAAAAUGUGCAAAUAUCAACAUCCACAUAUACUUUGUCUUCGGCUAUGAAAUCAACCAAAAAUAUAUUUCAACAAAAUCAAAAAAUAAAUAUGAAUAUCAACGCACAUGUUUGUUCUUGCUCUUUAUUUAGAGGAGGUUAGCGACAGUCAGGACAACAGCAGCAGCAACAGCCAUGACGGAAGCAGAGUUCACCGAGGCAGCGCUCUGGGCGUUGAGUUGCUUGGCAGCGUAUCCAGUGGCGGUGGGGGCGGCCGAGGCCGAGGAGGACUGGUAGCUGGGGACCGAGGCAACGGAGGUAGCGGUAGCCUUGACGGACGAGGUGGCAGACUCUUCGUCGCAGUCGUCAGUGGGGGUGGCGGUAGCAGUGGCCUUGACGGAGGAAGUGGCGGUCUCGUCCUCGCAGUCGUCGGUGGGGGUGGGCUCCUCCUCCUCGCAGUCGUCGGUAGGAGUAGGGGUGGGGAGAGCAGUGGCGGUGGCCUUGACAGACGAGGUGGCGGUCUCAUCCUCGCAGUCAUCAGUGGGAGUGGGAGUGGGGGUAGCGGUGACGGUGGCCUUGAUGGAAGAGGAGACAGUGCCGUACGAGGGAACGGUGGAAGUGGGGGUGGCGGUGACGGUGGCCUUGAUGGAGGAGGAGAUCGAGGGGGUGCCGUAGACAGGGGUGGAAACGGCGGUGGCCUUGACGGAAGAGGUGGCGGUCUCCUCCUCGCAGUCGUCAGUAGGGGUGGGAGUAGCGGUAGCGGUGGCCUUGACAGAGGAAGUAGCAGUCUCCUCCUCGCAGUCAUCGGUGGGAGUGGGGGUGGGAGUGGCGGUGGCAGUAGCCUUGACAGAGGAGCUGGGGGUGGGGGCAUCCUCGCAGACUUCGUCCUCGGGAACUUCCUCGCAGUUGUCGACAUAGUCUUCGUCCUCGCAGUCGACAUCGGGCUCGUCGUCCUCGCAGUCAUCCUCAGGGACAUCCUCGUCGCAGUCGUCCUCGGGGGUGGGAGUGGCGGUAGCGGUGGCCUUGACGGAGGAAGUGGCGGUCUCGUCCUCGCAGUCAUCGGUGGGGGUGGGGGUGGUGACGGCGGUGGCCUUGACAGACGAGGUGGCAGACUCCUCGCAGUCGUCGGUGGGAGUAGGGGUAGGGGUGGCAGUGACGGUAGCCUUGACGGAGGAGGUGGCCGAGGGAGUGCCGUAGACGGGGAGGACGGGGGUGGAGGUGGCGACGGGAGCAGCCGAGGAAGAGGGGAGGGCAGAGUAGAUGGGGGGCUGGAGAUGGACAGGAAACGCAGGUCAGGUUAGCGGUGUGCUACGCCGGGUGUUCCUGCAAGGGGGUUGCUCGAAAGACUCGCUCGCUCGCUGGCUGAGGGUGCUGAAGGUGUCGUCCCAAUGAUGGA